Paramecium octaurelia is the source of this 5754-nucleotide messenger RNA. Lineage: Eukaryota; Ciliophora; Oligohymenophorea; Peniculida; Parameciidae. The record is from the annotation of a GenBank genome assembly.
AUGGAAUUUUAUGAGAAAUACCAAAAAUUUUGGAUAAGUAGCUAAAAAGUUAAAUUAUAAGCCUCAAGUUUAUUGCUUUAGUAAAAGAAAGCAUUUAGUGUGACAGCAAGUUUAAAAUAAAUAAAUACUAAAAUGAAUAAUGAGAAAUGGGUUUUGACUAAAGGGUAAACAUAAAGAAUACAAAAUAGGGUGUAACCCAAUAAGUUAAAAGAAAAGAAAAAAAUGAGUUUAUAAAUAAAAAUAUAUUAGGAAAAGAAAAACAAAAAAAGACUUUAGAAAUAUAUGUCAGAUUAAAAUCAAGUCUAUUUAGCAUAAUAUUGUAAAACAAUAUUCUAAUAAUCUUAAGAAGCUUCAAAAUUCUGUGAUUCAGCAAUUCAGUAAAAACUAGAAGAUUGUAAUAACUAAUGUAUAAUUGAAAAUUCAUAAUAUUUUAGGGGCUAGGAAAUUUGAGAACGACUAUAAAUACAUGUUGAAAAACGCUGUUAAAUAAUAUUAUUCAGCAUUAAUUCUAAAUAAAUUAAAUAGAUUUGAGGAGGCCUUGGAAAAUUAUGAUUCAGCAAUUUAAAAAAAUCCAGAAAAUUCUGACUAUUAUAAUGGCAAAGGUACUAGUAACUAUUGAUGAUUUCUUAGCUAAUACAUUAUAUAAAAUGAAUAGAUUUGAGGAGGCUUUGGAAAAUUAUGAUUCAGCAAUUUAAAAAAAUCCAGAAAAUUCUGACUAUUAUAUUGGCAAAGGUACUAGUAACUAUUGAUGAUUUCUUAGCUAAUACAUUAUAUAAAAUGAAUAGAUUUGAGGAGGCUUUGGAAAAUUAUGAUUCAGCAAUUUAAAAAAAUCCAGAAAAUUCUGACUAUUAUAUUGGCAAAGGUACUAGUAACUAUUGAUGAUUUCUUAGCUAAUACAUUAUAUAAAAUGAAUAGAUUUGAGGAGGCUUUGGAAAAUUAUGAUUCAGCAAUUUAAAAAAAUCCAGAAAAUUCUGACUAUUAUAUUGGCAAAGGUACUAGUAACUAUUGAUGAUUUCUUAGCUAAUACAUUAUAUAAAAUGAAUAGAUUUGAGGAGGCUUUGGAAAAUUAUGAUUCAGCAAUUUAAAAAAAUCCAGAAAAUUCUGACUAUUAUAUUGGCAAAGGUACUAGUAACUAUUGAUGAUUUCUUAGCUAAUACAUUAUAUAAAAUGAAUAGAUUUGAGGAGGCUUUGGAAAAUUAUGAUUCAGCAAUUUAAAAAAAUCCAGAAAAUUCUGACUAUUAUAUUGGCAAAGGUACUAGUAACUAUUGAUGAUUUCUUAGCUAAUACAUUAUAUAAAAUGAAUAGAUUUGAGGAGGCUUUGGAAAAUUAUGAUUCAGCAAUUUAAAAAAAUCCAGAAAAUUCUGACUAUUAUAUUGGCAAAGGUACUAGUAACUAUUGAUGAUUUCUUAGCUAAUACAUUAUAUAAAAUGAAUAGAUUUGAGGAGGCUUUGGAAAAUUAUGAUUCAGCAAUUUAAAAAAAUCCAGAAAAUUCUGACUAUUAUAUUGGCAAAGGUACUAGUAACUAUUGAUGAUUUCUUAGCUAAUACAUUAUAUAAAAUGAAUAGAUUUGAGGAGGCUUUGGAAAAUUAUGAUUCAGCAAUUUAAAAAAAUCCAGAAAAUUCUGACUAUUAUAUUGGCAAAGGUACUAGUAACUAUUGAUGAUUUCUUAGCUAAUACAUUAUAUAAAAUGAAUAGAUUUGAGGAGGCUUUGGAAAAUUAUGAUUCAGCAAUUUAAAAAAAUCCAGAAAAUUCUGACUAUUAUAUUGGCAAAGGUACUAGUAACUAUUGAUGAUUUCUUAGCUAAUACAUUAUAUAAAAUGAAUAGAUUUGAGGAGGCUUUGGAAAAUUAUGAUUCAGCAAUUUAAAAAAAUCCAGAAAAUUCUGACUAUUAUAUUGGCAAAGGUACUAGUAACUAUUGAUGAUUUCUUAGCUAAUACAUUAUAUAAAAUGAAUAGAUUUGAGGAGGCUUUGGAAAAUUAUGAUUCAGCAAUUUAAAAAAAUCCAGAAAAUUCUGACUAUUAUAUUGGCAAAGGUACUAGUAACUAUUGAUGAUUUCUUAGCUAAUACAUUAUAUAAAAUGAAUAGAUUUGAGGAGGCUUUGGAAAAUUAUGAUUCAGCAAUUUAAAAAAAUCCAGAAAAUUCUGACUAUUAUAUUGGCAAAGGUACUAGUAACUAUUGAUGAUUUCUUAGCUAAUACAUUAUAUAAAAUGAAUAGAUUUGAGGAGGCUUUGGAAAAUUAUGAUUCAGCAAUUUAAAAAAAUCCAGAAAAUUCUGACUAUUAUAUUGGCAAAGGUACUAGUAACUAUUGAUGAUUUCUUAGCUAAUACAUUAUAUAAAAUGAAUAGAUUUGAGGAGGCUUUGGAAAAUUAUGAUUCAGCAAUUUAAAAAAAUCCAGAAAAUUCUGACUAUUAUAUUGGCAAAGGUACUAGUAACUAUUGAUGAUUUCUUAGCUAAUACAUUAUAUAAAAUGAAUAGAUUUGAGGAGGCUUUGGAAAAUUAUGAUUCAGCAAUUUAAAAAAAUCCAGAAAAUUCUGACUAUUAUAUUGGCAAAGGUACUAGUAACUAUUGAUGAUUUCUUAGCUAAUACAUUAUAUAAAAUGAAUAGAUUUGAGGAGGCUUUGGAAAAUUAUGAUUCAGCAAUUUAAAAAAAUCCAGAAAAUUCUGACUAUUAUAUUGGCAAAGGUACUAGUAACUAUUGAUGAUUUCUUAGCUAAUACAUUAUAUAAAAUGAAUAGAUUUGAGGAGGCUUUGGAAAAUUAUGAUUCAGCAAUUUAAAAAAAUCCAGAAAAUUCUGACUAUUAUAUUGGCAAAGGUACUAGUAACUAUUGAUGAUUUCUUAGCUAAUACAUUAUAUAAAAUGAAUAGAUUUGAGGAGGCUUUGGAAAAUUAUGAUUCAGCAAUUUAAAAAAAUCCAGAAAAUUCUGACUAUUAUAUUGGCAAAGGUACUAGUAACUAUUGAUGAUUUCUUAGCUAAUACAUUAUAUAAAAUGAAUAGAUUUGAGGAGGCUUUGGAAAAUUAUGAUUCAGCAAUUUAAAAAAAUCCAGAAAAUUCUGACUAUUAUAUUGGCAAAGGUACUAGUAACUAUUGAUGAUUUCUUAGCUAAUACAUUAUAUAAAAUGAAUAGAUUUGAGGAGGCUUUGGAAAAUUAUGAUUCAGCAAUUUAAAAAAAUCCAGAAAAUUCUGACUAUUAUAUUGGCAAAGGUACUAGUAACUAUUGAUGAUUUCUUAGCUAAUACAUUAUAUAAAAUGAAUAGAUUUGAGGAGGCUUUGGAAAAUUAUGAUUCAGCAAUUUAAAAAAAUCCAGAAAAUUCUGACUAUUAUAUUGGCAAAGGUACUAGUAACUAUUGAUGAUUUCUUAGCUAAUACAUUAUAUAAAAUGAAUAGAUUUGAGGAGGCUUUGGAAAAUUAUGAUUCAGCAAUUUAAAAAAAUCCAGAAAAUUCUGACUAUUAUAUUGGCAAAGGUACUAGUAACUAUUGAUGAUUUCUUAGCUAAUACAUUAUAUAAAAUGAAUAGAUUUGAGGAGGCUUUGGAAAAUUAUGAUUCAGCAAUUUAAAAAAAUCCAGAAAAUUCUGACUAUUAUAUUGGCAAAGGUACUAGUAACUAUUGAUGAUUUCUUAGCUAAUACAUUAUAUAAAAUGAAUAGAUUUGAGGAGGCUUUGGAAAAUUAUGAUUCAGCAAUUUAAAAAAAUCCAGAAAAUUCUGACUAUUAUAUUGGCAAAGGUACUAGUAACUAUUGAUGAUUUCUUAGCUAAUACAUUAUAUAAAAUGAAUAGAUUUGAGGAGGCUUUGGAAAAUUAUGAUUCAGCAAUUUAAAAAAAUCCAGAAAAUUCUGACUAUUAUAUUGGCAAAGGUACUAGUAACUAUUGAUGAUUUCUUAGCUAAUACAUUAUAUAAAAUGAAUAGAUUUGAGGAGGCUUUGGAAAAUUAUGAUUCAGCAAUUUAAAAAAAUCCAGAAAAUUCUGACUAUUAUAUUGGCAAAGGUACUAGUAACUAUUGAUGAUUUCUUAGCUAAUACAUUAUAUAAAAUGAAUAGAUUUGAGGAGGCUUUGGAAAAUUAUGAUUCAGCAAUUUAAAAAAAUCCAGAAAAUUCUGACUAUUAUAUUGGCAAAGGUACUAGUAACUAUUGAUGAUUUCUUAGCUAAUACAUUAUAUAAAAUGAAUAGAUUUGAGGAGGCUUUGGAAAAUUAUGAUUCAGCAAUUUAAAAAAAUCCAGAAAAUUCUGACUAUUAUAUUGGCAAAGGUACUAGUAACUAUUGAUGAUUUCUUAGCUAAUACAUUAUAUAAAAUGAAUAGAUUUGAGGAGGCUUUGGAAAAUUAUGAUUCAGCAAUUUAAAAAAAUCCAGAAAAUUCUGACUAUUAUAUUGGCAAAGGUACUAGUAACUAUUGAUGAUUUCUUAGCUAAUACAUUAUAUAAAAUGAAUAGAUUUGAGGAGGCUUUGGAAAAUUAUGAUUCAGCAAUUUAAAAAAAUCCAGAAAAUUCUGACUAUUAUAUUGGCAAAGGUACUAGUAACUAUUGAUGAUUUCUUAGCUAAUACAUUAUAUAAAAUGAAUAGAUUUGAGGAGGCUUUGGAAAAUUAUGAUUCAGCAAUUUAAAAAAAUCCAGAAAAUUCUGACUAUUAUAUUGGCAAAGGUACUAGUAACUAUUGAUGAUUUCUUAGCUAAUACAUUAUAUAAAAUGAAUAGAUUUGAGGAGGCUUUGGAAAAUUAUGAUUCAGCAAUUUAAAAAAAUCCAGAAAAUUCUGACUAUUAUAUUGGCAAAGGUACUAGUAACUAUUGAUGAUUUCUUAGCUAAUACAUUAUAUAAAAUGAAUAGAUUUGAGGAGGCUUUGGAAAAUUAUGAUUCAGCAAUUUAAAAAAAUCCAGAAAAUUCUGACUAUUAUAUUGGCAAAGGUACUAGUAACUAUUGAUGAUUUCUUAGCUAAUACAUUAUAUAAAAUGAAUAGAUUUGAGGAGGCUUUGGAAAAUUAUGAUUCAGCAAUUUAAAAAAAUCCAGAAAAUUCUGACUAUUAUAUUGGCAAAGGUACUAGUAACUAUUGAUGAUUUCUUAGCUAAUACAUUAUAUAAAAUGAAUAGAUUUGAGGAGGCUUUGGAAAAUUAUGAUUCAGCAAUUUAAAAAAAUCCAGAAAAUUCUGACUAUUAUAUUGGCAAAGGUACUAGUAACUAUUGAUGAUUUCUUAGCUAAUACAUUAUAUAAAAUGAAUAGAUUUGAGGAGGCUUUGGAAAAUUAUGAUUCAGCAAUUUAAAAAAAUCCAGAAAAUUCUGACUAUUAUAAUGGCAAAGGUACUAGUAACUAUUGAUGAUUUCUUAGCUAAUACAUUAUAUAAAAUGAAUAGAUUUGAGGAGGCUUUGGAAAAUUAUGAUUCAGCAAUUUAAAAAAAUCCAGAAAAUUCUGACUAUUAUAAUGGCAAAGGUACUAGUAACUAUUGAUGAUUUCUUAGCUAUUACAUUAUAUAAAAUGAAUAGAUUUGAGGAGGCUUUGGAAAAUUAUGAUUCAGCAAUUUAAAAAAAUCCAGAAAAUUCUGACUAUUAUAUUGGCAAAGGUACUAGUAACUAUUGAUGAUUUCUUAGCUAUUGCAUUAAUAAAUAUGUAUAGAUUUGCAGAAGCUAUGAAAAUUUAUGAUUUCGCCUUUUAGGAACAUACUGAUUUAAAAGGUAUAAUAUUUAUUAAUUUUUAGCGAUAACUGUAACUAAGAUUGUUAAUGCUUUAGAAACUUUAAAAUUUUACCAUCAUAAAUUUAGCUUCUAACAAUGA